CUAACUUGAAGAUAAGGAACCUACAAAAUGUUUGCCAAGAUUGCCGUACUCGCCUGUUUCAUCGGCCUAGUCCGUUCGGGUGCUCUCAGCAACCCGGCUCUGAAUGGACUAGGGGCGUAUGCUGGCGGCUACGGAGGCUACGGCUAUGGCGGCUACGGUGCUGGAUACCCUGGCCUGACCCCUGGAGGCGUAGCCACCUCUUACGCCAACUUCAACAAGUACUCCGGCCCGCAUGUGCCUUACAACGGAGCGUACCCUGGCGCUUACAACGGAGCGUACGCUGGCGCUUACAACGGAGCGUACCCUGGCGCUUACAACGGAGCGUACCCUGGCGCUUACAACGGACUGGCUGGUCCAUACAACCGCGCUGGAUUAGCUGGUCUCGGUCCUUAUGCUGGAGCUGGUCUCCCAUAUGCUGGUGCUGACGUGUACAAUGGACUGCGAGGAGCAUACGGGCCUGCUGGUCUUCCUUACGGGAAUCCCCUAGGAUAUGGCGGCUAUGGUGCCGGCAUUGGUGCUUAUGGAAACAAUGUGUGGUAGAAUUUCUUU
This is a messenger RNA of Ostrinia furnacalis (Asian corn borer), 549 nucleotides long. Its product is annotated as shematrin-like protein 2. Bases 28 to 540 code for a protein of 170 amino acids. The record is from RefSeq and is a predicted model, not a curated record. Lineage: Eukaryota; Metazoa; Arthropoda; Insecta; Lepidoptera; Crambidae. The transcript is spliced from 2 exons.